Molecule: messenger RNA, 1253 nt
Organism: Arachis ipaensis
Lineage: Eukaryota; Viridiplantae; Streptophyta; Magnoliopsida; Fabales; Fabaceae
Product: F-box/kelch-repeat protein At3g23880-like
Molecular function (GO): protein binding
Source: RefSeq, a predicted model, not a curated record
AUGGCGGCUCAACACCCAACGGCGGCGGUCCUCUUGUGUGAAGUGGUGAUGGAGAUCCUCUCUUGGGUUCCAGCAAAGCCUGUCACGCGCCUGAAGCUUGUGUGCAAGUCAUGGAACUCCAUCAUCUCCCACCCUCACUUCGUCAAACUUCACCUUCACCGUUCGUCCAAAAAUGCCAUCCUCCUGUUUACGCUAACACAACCGCUCACCCUCGGCGAAGAAAGAAAACAGAGCAUAGUGUUGAGUAGCGUUGAAUCUUUCAUCCAAAAUCCAUCAUCCGCUCUUGAUGCUCAAGAGAAUCACCACUCUCUACACGUACAAGACUGGGUUUCGGGUUCAUGCAACGGGUUGGUUUGUUUGGCCCGUAUUCUUUACCACCCCAACAACCAUAUUUGCGAUAUCUGGUUUCGUUUAUUGAACCCUCUCACAGGGUUUAUUUCAGAGAACUCGCCGUGCUUAAGUGUCAGUAUGCAUACUGCUUUUGGGUUUGGGUACGAUGAGUCAAGUGACAGUUACAAGGUAGUGACUGUCAUUCGGGAUUCUUCUGGAACAGUAACUGCGCAAGUUUAUAGCUUCGGUGGCAGUUCUUGGAAGAGGGCCAACAGUUUCCCUGCUUUUCCGUUUUCUGUUGAAGAUAAUGGCCACUUCAUCGGUGGCACUCUUAAUUGGCUAGGUCUCCGUAACCCACAUGGAGGUGCUUAUGAUUGGGCUGAUGUUACACUUGAUAUGUUAAUGAUUGUUUCUUUUGACCUGAAAUCGGAUACAAAUAAACAGAUUCUGCUUCCAAAGGGUAUCGAUGAGAUCCCCGGUCAAAAGCCAACUCUGGGAGUUUGGGAAAAUAGCCUGUAUUUUCUUCAUGAUUACAAGAACACUCAUCUUAUUGCAUGGCAAAUGAAGGAGUUUGGAGAUGAAAAUUCUUGGACUCAAUUGCUAAAGAUUAGUUUUCACCAUCUCGGUGUUGAAAGGCUAUUAUUCCCGGAGUUUAUAUUUGAGAAUGGAAAUAUCUUCAUGUUGAGAGGCCGGCAUCGUUUUGAGGAAGUUUUUUAUGACAGAAGAGAUAAUAGUGUUAAACGCGUUAAUAUCUUGGCCAACAAUUGUUACUUCGAUAUAUUUGAUUAUGUUGAGAGCUUGAUUCAGCCUUGUUAAAAUUUGGUUCCUAUUCAAAGUGCUUUUGUUCUGUUAUUUUAAAUUCUUAUAUUUCAUGUAGGCACAGCAAAGUUCAUGUCAUUGUGAUUAUUUUGGGUGUUUUCUUA